AUGUACAACAAAACAAAACACAAAUCAAGAGCUACACACACCUGGCGACUGUGGGCCAUCUACAUGGUCUUAGCUGCAAAUCUCUCUGAAGAGCAAGUGCUGGAGCACGCUUGUCCUUCAUGUGAUGCCACUCAGCUUUGCAACUGCUCUUCCAUGGGCUUGGACUUUGUUCCGCUGGGGCUCACGGACAAACUCAGAGUGUUAGACCUGGCCCACAACAGGAUAAAGCACAUCCAGUCCCAGGACCUGCAGCAGGCUGUGAACCUGAGAGCCCUGCUGCUGCAGUCCAACAAGAUCAGCUCGAUAGACGAGGAUGCGUUUCGCCCCCUUGGGAAACUGGAGGUCUUGGACUUAUCAAAUAACAGCUUGGCUCACUUGUCCCCUGCGUGGUUUGAGCACCUGUUUUCGCUCCAGCACCUCCAUCUCCAAGGGAACUCCUACAGAGACCUGGGGGAACGCUCCCCCUUCUCUAGCCUGAGGAACCUGAGCUCUCUCCACCUGGGCAACCCGUGGUUCUCCACGAUACGGCAAGGGAACUUUGAGGGCAUUGAGCUUCUUGACACGCUGUGGAUUGAGGGUGUCAGGCUCAGUCAGUAUGAGCCGGGAAGUUUGAAAUGGAUUAAGCAGAUAAAUCACAUGAUCAUAAACCUAAGAAACACUAGUGUAUUCUCAGCAAUUGUCAGGGACCUUCUGCACUCUGUCAUUUGGUUAGAGGUCAGAGAAAUCAAAACAGAAUUCAUAGAAAACAGCUUGGUGCAGAACGCUACGCUUCCUUUCAAGAUACGAAAACUUACGUUUAAAGAUGCCUCCUUCACAGAUCAAUGUAUUAGCCGAAUAGGAGUAUUACUGAAGAAAAUCACAUCUUUGCAAGAGUUAGAGGCAAUUGAUUGUGUGCUUGAGGGGAAAGGAGCAUGGGAUACUGAAGCAUUUCUAAGGACUGGGCGAAGUUCUGUUGAAACAAUAUCAAUAAUAAAUAUAACAAUUCCAAAAUUUCAUUUGUUUUUUGACUUGAAUGGUAUGGAGUCACAAAUAAACCAAUUGAAAAGACUCACCAUUGUGAGCUCUAAAGUUUUCAUGGUAGCAUGCCAACUUGCAAAAAGUUUUUCAUCACUUCUGUAUCUGGACUUUCAUGAUAAUUUGCUUGUAAAUAUUCGCUUAAAUGAGACGAUCUGUAAAGAUGCUUGGCCUUCAUUGCAAACUUUAAAUAUAAGUCGAAACGCUCUAAAAUCUCUGAAACAGACUGCAAAUUCUGUAAGUCGUCUACCAAAACUGAUUAACCUUGACAUUAGCCAAAAUAAUUUUGGUGAG
This is a messenger RNA of Merops nubicus (carmine bee-eater), 1308 nucleotides long. RefSeq names its product toll-like receptor 2 type-1. Gene Ontology annotation, molecular function: protein binding. The transcript has a single exon. The annotation marks the transcript as partial. Lineage: Eukaryota; Metazoa; Chordata; Aves; Coraciiformes; Meropidae. The record is from RefSeq and is a predicted model, not a curated record. Gene Ontology annotation, cellular component: extracellular matrix.